UUUUUUUUUUUUUUUUUUCUAUAUUACUAUUGGUAGCAUUACUACAUACCCCUUACCUCGAUACUCUCUAUAUGAAAUCCGAGGGAAAUGUAAUGCAUUAUUCUUUUCGAGCUAGACUCAUAAUGCUCGAUCGAUCGACUAUGAAGAACUAUAUCACAAUCGACUAAUUACUAGGUACCUAACCUAAGGUAAAAGGCGGCUGGGCAAAGAAAACUCAAUGAUGAGGAUGAGGAUGAGGAAGAUGAUAUCUAGAUUAAUCUACAGAUGUAGCCGUACCUAUAUAGGUACGUUAAGAAUGGAAAUGGAAAACAAAUCAAUCCACCAUAACCGCUGAAGCUGGUAAUUAUUUACACGAUGAUGACGACACAGCCAAGACUCGCAACUUGCUUUGGAACAUCAAGAAAUCGGCAACAUGCGGAAAUACUUGUUAAUGAGUCCCACUAUCUUAAAGUAUUCUUAUCGAAUAUUUGCCCUGGCUCUUUCAAUUGUAAUAAAUGAUGUACAUCCAAGUCAGCUCACCAUUAUAUUAUCAACAACUACAUCAUGUCAACCCCACUGUACAGCGAGAUAGCCCACGCCGCACAUAAUAUUACCGCCCCUUUUCAGUCGAAGAAGCGUGAGAACGAAAUUGAUGUCUCCGAAAAGGGGAAGUCGACACAACGUAGUGAGGCUAAGCGACAAAAAAAGCUUGAGAAAGCAGAGAAACGCCAGCAGGAACAAGAAGAGUUAGAAGAGCGUUACCAACAGGAAGAUGAGGUAGCGGAGCAGGAAGAAGACGAGGAAACUAAAGUGCGUUAUGGCGAAAAUGUUCAUCCUCACGAGCUAUUCUCGAUCGCGCAGGUUGUCAGUCUGCCAAUAGGGUCUGAAGUCAAUUUCCGUGCUAGAAUACACACCCAGAGACGGGUGUCUCGAGCUUUAGACUUCUUACUAUUUCGGAAUCAGACAGAUUCCAUCCAGGGAGUCCUCUCGCACGCUUCACCACAUAUGAUACGAUGGGUGCAGAGACUCAACCCCGAAUCCCUUGUCCAUGUCACCGGAACGCUACAGAAGCCGGAACAGCCCGUCACAUCUGCGACGUUUCCGGAUGUGGAAGUCAAGAUUUACUCCAUACAUCUUAUUAACUCGGCCAACGAACUACCCUUUGAUAACUAUGAACCCCCUGAAGCACUUCGUCAACGCCUAUCCGGUCGUGUAGUAGACCUCCGGCACCCGAGUAAUCAGGCCGUCUUCCGAGUCCGCUCUAUGAUCGUACGGAAGUUCCGUGAAGCUUUGGAUGAUCAGGGCUUUCUAGAAAUUCAAACGCCCAAAUUGCAACCUGCAGCUACCGAGAGCGGCUCGGAAGUCUUCAAAGUGCAGUACUUUGGCAGGACCGCGUUUCUAGCACAGAGUCCGCAACUUGCCAAGCAAAUGGUCAUAUCAGGAGAUUUUAAAAAGAUCUACGAAAUCGGUCCCGUGUUUCGUGCAGAAAACUCAAAUACACACAGGCACUUAACAGAAUAUACUGGACUUGACAUGGAAAUGUCCCUGAGGGAGUCUUAUAAAGAGCUCAUUGAGACAGUUGAUAAAGUUCUCAAAACCAUAUUUGCUGCCGUAAAAUCCAUGCCCGAAUUACAUAACGUUCGGGAGAGGUGGCCUAGUAAGGACCUAGUCUGGCUAGACGAGACUUUGAUCAUGCCAUUUCGCGAGGGAAUUCAGAUGCUCCGGGAGGAUGGGAGAGAAGUUGGGGAGGAAGACCUCUCUACAAAAGAUGAAGUGCGUCUCGGCGAACUCGUAAAGGAAAAGUACCACACUGAUUACUACAUAUUGGAUAAAUUUCCGGCGAACGCCAGACCAUUUUAUACGCAUAAAGCCGAGGACCCGAAAUGGACGAAUUCGUUUGAUAUAUUUCUGCGCGGCCAAGAGAUAUGCACGGGCGGACAGCGCAUACACGAUGCAAAAGAACUUCGGGCGAGCAUGGCAGAGGCAAAGAUCAGCGAGCAAGGCAUGGAAGAGUACCUAGCUGCGUUUGAUCACGGGCCGCCGCCUCACGGAGGAGCCGGUCUGGGUCUAGAGCGAAUAGUGAUGUUUCUCCUCGAACUAGACGACGUGAGAAACGCCUCGCUAUUUCCCCGCGACCCUAGAUCGCUCCCGGCACGUCCGCCAAGUCUCCCCCACCCAGGCGCGGAUACCACGAUGCCUCGCAAUCCAAAGGACGAAUACCCGCCCGUUGAAAACUUAAUUGCUAACUACGGUGAUGCAACGAACACCUCGUGGCUGGAUGAGCGCUUUGAAAUCUGGCGACACACCACCGGAGCCGCGGUCGGCUUCGUGAAACAAGCUGGGAAAUUCGCCAUGAUAGCCGGCGACCCGCUUUGCGAUAUGAGCCAAUACCGCGAGGUCAUCACCUCCUUCGUGGACUUCGUGUGCAAGGACCUGGAGCUCACUCCUGUCUGGAUGCUCGUGUCCGAAGACGUGCAGCAAGUUCUAGGCGAGAAGCUAGGCUGGCGAACGCUCAGCUGCGCCGAGGAACAACGCAUCGACGCCGACGACCAUCGUAACGCGGCUAAGCAGCAAGACGCGCGAAAGGUCCAGCGCGAGGGUAUCGUGGUUCGCGAGGUCGUCGAUCCGGACGAAAGCUUCGUGCGAAGGGCUGACGAGGCGAUCCGCGAGUGGCAGGCCGCGCGCCGGGGAAAGGGGAAACAGAUCCAUUUGACGGAGGUACGACCGUGGGUAGACCGAGAGCACAGGCGAUAUUUCGCCGCCGAGAAAGACGGCGCGGUGCUCGGGCUCGUGGUGCUGGCGCAGCUCGCGCCGCGGCACGGAUGGCAGGUGAAGUGGGCGUUCGACUUCCCGCGCGCGCCCAACGGCGUCAUCGAGGUCCUGGUCGAGACGGCGCUGUCGGCUCUCCGCGGGCCGGUGACUUUCGGCGCCGGGGUCUCGGAGCGGUUGACGCCAAGGGCGCGGCUCGGCGGCGUGCGAGCCAAGUUCCUGGAGAGCGCUUACAACGUCAUCGUCAGAAACCUCCGGCUUGGCGGCAAGGCGCAGUUCAGGGAGAAGUUCGGCGCGCUGGGCGAGCAGGUAUUUAUCUGCUACCCGCGGCGUGGGCUGGGGGUUACGGAUCUCCAGCAGAUUGUCAAGUUCUUCGAGGACUGAGUUAUGCGGAUUUAGGAUAUUAUGUAUGGUGCUUACGUCUAGGCCCUGACCUACAGCAGCAGCAAGCUAGAUUUUUUUUAUUAUUAAUUUUUUUUAUGCAGCUUUGGCUUGGUGAUUUUCGUUUCGGCUUAAUUCCGCGACUCUAUGCAUUUAUUGCCGCCUAUCCGUCUUGAUGUAUAUAUGACCUACAGCAUACUAGGUCUGAGCUUAACUCCGGUGCUUGUUUGUGAUGGAGAUAUGAGAUAGCAUAGGAUAUCAUGGCUAAAAAUAUGUAUUCGUCUUAUAAUAGUUGAUAUUGGUAAAAUAGGAACUUUGGACUAAUAACCUAUGUUCAUGACACUGACGCCCUCCAUCGAGGCCCGGUAUAAAUCGAUUAUUUCCGAAUUAUUCUAAUCCAGGUAGUCCAAACUUGCUGGAGAAGAGGUCCGACUAAAUGAUUAACGAGGUUGGCAUGUCGGUGUAGAGCAUAGCUAUAUUCCCAGAUAUAUUCCCGUCGGCAUAAAAUCUUACUGCUGACCGAC
Messenger RNA from Daldinia caldariorum, 3653 nucleotides. Its product is annotated as aspartyl-tRNA synthetase. The record is from RefSeq and is a predicted model, not a curated record. NCBI's taxonomy places the organism in Eukaryota, Fungi, Ascomycota, Sordariomycetes, Xylariales, Hypoxylaceae. Gene Ontology annotation, biological process: aspartyl-tRNA aminoacylation. The transcript has 2 exons. Gene Ontology annotation, molecular function: aspartate-tRNA ligase activity; ATP binding; RNA binding. Bases 544 to 3132 code for a protein of 862 amino acids. Gene Ontology annotation, cellular component: aminoacyl-tRNA synthetase multienzyme complex; cytoplasm; cytosol.